Molecule: messenger RNA, 1462 nt
Organism: Durio zibethinus
Lineage: Eukaryota; Viridiplantae; Streptophyta; Magnoliopsida; Malvales; Malvaceae
Product: UBP1-associated protein 2C-like
Molecular function (GO): RNA binding
Source: RefSeq, a predicted model, not a curated record
AGAAUUCAAAUUACAAGGUUUCAUAUGCAAUAAUUACCCAAAAUACAACACGUUGCUUUGCUUAACCUAGAAAACAAACAUAGAAACCGAAAUCGUGAACGAAAGAACCAAUUUUUGCACAGCGAAACAAAGCUGAAAAAGAAAGCAAAAUAAAAUGGAGGAUUUGAAGAAGAGGAAGAUGGAAGAGAUGGGAAACAACGGAGAUUUAUCAACUCAAGAAGAGCUACGUUCUUUGCUUGACCCUCUUGCUAAAUCCCAGCUCGUCGAUCUUCUCUCUAUACUAGGGUGCCAAUAUCCUUCGAUUGCUGAAGAAAUUAAAAGUAUUGCCAGUUCGGAUCCUGUACACCGAAAGCUUUUUGUUCGUGGCUUAGCCUGGAAUACCACUUCUGAAACCUUGUGUGCUGCCUUUCGAAUGCAUGGAGAAAUAGAAGAAGGGGCUGUUAUCUAUGACAAAGCCACAGGAAAAUCUCGUGGCUAUGGUUUCAUUACUUACAAACACAUGGAGUCAGCGCAUAGUGCACUUAGAGCACCCAGCAAACUUAUUGAUGGCCGGAUGGCUGUGUGUAAUCUAGCUUGUGAGGGGUUAAGUGGGGCAAGUACCACACCUGAUCUAGUUCAAAGGAAGCUCUACAUUGGGGGCCUAUCACCAGAUGUCACGAGUGAGAUGCUUCUGAAUUAUUUUGGAAGGCAUGGUGAGAUUGAGGAAGGUUCAGUUGCAUAUGACAAAGAUACAAAUGAAUCACGUGGGUUUGGUUUUGUUACAUACAAGACAGUGGAGGCUGCUAAGAAGGCCAUAGAUGAUCCACAAAAGAUCCUUGGGGGGAGAACUAUCAUUGCGAAGCUUGCUGAUACCCACAAGGGCAAACCUGUACAAACACAGUUACCUGCAGCAGCUGUGGUUCCUCUUGCAUUGCCUAUGGCACCUGGCUAUCCACAGCCUGUGAAGGCACAUCCCAGUGCCGCCCCUGCUGGCUACGCAUAUCCUCAAACUAUAACGUCAUAUCCAGCUUCCUCAUACCCUAGUCCUGCUGCAGCACCUGCACCAUACCCAACGCAACCGCCAAUUCCUUAUGCACCACUAUCUGCAAAGAAGGACCCGCAAGGAAUGCCAACAACUACACCCAUGGGAAUGGGUGGGUAUCCAUACUAUAUCAGCAAACAAUAAUAAAGUCCCAGGCAAAUCAUGUUCAAUGACUUGAUCAAUUGUUAUCUUAAACCAACUUGGCCAGACUACAUCAGAACUCGAUGAGAUCGGAAGUUUUGAUACAGGAGAGCUUAAUGAUAGUGUCUUGCUUAAUUUUCGCAGGUUUCUUGUAGUUUUAGUUUUGGAUAAGUGUGUCUAAUUAAUAUUAUUUUCUGUAUUCGAAUUGAAAUGAUACGAAAUAAAGUUCUUAAUUUAUAUUUGUCUGAGGAUAUUAGGCUCCUUUUGAAGGGAUGAAUGCAGGACUGUGGCAGUAUCAGG